UCACGCAGAAAUACUCGUUCAAAAACGCCUCAUCCCUCAUCUACUCGCCCCCACCUCCUUUCCCUUCUACACAAUGGCAGAGGAGCCCAUUCUCGACCCUUUUACUUCGCAACCGCCUUUGACUCGUGCAGCGGCCAAGCGUCUCGCGACCGCUUCUCCCAGCAAACCUUCCUCCGCGCGUUCAGCCAAACGCGUCAGAGAAGGUACUCCAAUUAUUGCUGGUGACGGGUAUUCCACUCCUCGAGCAACCACUGUGACUCCUAUGAAGGGCAUGGAAGAGCUGGGAGAGCCAGCAGAUGAACAGGGCGAGGCAUGUCCUAACGCGCAUCUUACUAUAGGGUCCAUUGACGUUAACACGAGUGAAGCAGAAAGCGUGCUUUUUUCGGAAAAGACAACAGUUCUACAAAAUGAGGAAAUGGAAGGAACGGUGGAGACAGACGGACCUACAAGUCAAAAUCUGUCUGGCGACGUCAGACUACAUGCGCAUAGGGAUGACUCCACCCGAGCAGAACAGGACCUAUUCAUGCCGGAAGCGACGAGUACAUCAACCCAACGAUACACGACCAAGGAUCAUGUCAUUAUGCCCCCUCCUACCGAUGUUCCAUCCCAUAAACGCCGCUCAUCAUCUCUAUACGACCCUUUCACCGCUUCAGCUGCUGAGGGUAGUAAACUCGAUCGCAUGACCGAGGUCCUUGAAAAGCAGAAAAAGCGUUCUUUCACAGAAAUGGAUGUCUCUGAAUUUCCUCUGGAAGCUGAGUGGGAUGAAGAGGAUGAAGCGGAAGAUCCGUAUUCAGACGAAAGCUACCAUUCCGGGGACACGGAGGACUUUGAGAUGGACCACAGGCCUGUAUUGCAGAGAACAGCUGUCAAAAAGGAUAUCAGGGAUUUUACCAACAGUCUGAGUCUGUUAAGAGAUGGAAGCAUCCAUGGGAUUCCUUAUAAAGUGGUUGACCGAUUAGGGGAAGGGACGUUUUCUUCGGUAUACCUCGCCUAUGACUCCUUGCACCACCUUCAUUCAAACGAGUAUUGGCUCGGCCACAAAGAUGGGACCAACCAAACGUCCGAUAAGCGCGCAGUCCGAGUUGCAUUGAAGAAGAUCUUGGUCACAAGUAGCGCAAUCAGAAUAGAAAAUGAGCUGGCUAUCUUAGAAGAGUUGAGGGGCUGUCGCAAUGUCUCGCAACUAAUCACUGCGUUCCGUGAGGAAGAUCAGGUUAUUAUUGUCCUUCCAUAUCAUCAGUGCGACGAUUUUAGGCAUUUCUUCAAACACAUGGACCCGCGUCACAUGAGGUCAUAUAUGCGUGAUCUCUUCCAGUCCCUUAAAGACAUACACCAGAGAGGUGUUAUUCAUCGUGAUGUGAAACCUGCAAACUUCUUGUAUGAUUAUGAGAACGAAACUGGCGUCCUUGUAGAUUUUGGUCUUGCCGAACGCUAUUGCCCACCACAGGAAGCCACAUGCCAACACGCACCCGCCACAUCCACUUCUCUGCAGGGCUUCAAGAUCAAAACACCCGAUACUUCUGUUGUCGAACAAGCUGUGUAUGAUGCGCGCAAACGCUCCAAAUUAGGUGAAGGAAGAGUGGGGUUUCCCCAUGAAGACAAAAGACCCGCGAUUAGGACAAAUAGGGCCGGAACAAGAGGUUUUAGAGCACCUGAAGUGUUGCUAAAGUGUCCGGAUCAGACUGUCGCGGUCGAUGUAUGGUCGGCUGGUAUCAUACUUUUCUCUAUACUGACGCAAAAAUUCCCGGCGUUUAAUUCAAGCGACGAUAUUGAAGCUUUGAUGGAGAUCGCUGCAAUAUUCGGAAAAACAGCCAUGGAGCGGUGUGCCUUAUUGCAUAACCGUACUAUAAUAUCAAAUGUGCCGACACUCGACGACCCCCCUUCUUCUUUGACCGAAUUAAUCCUUACGCUCAAUCCACAUCUUUACACUCCUCACAGCUCUAGUCCUACGCCAGAAGAAGCGAAGAAACACAUCGAAGCCAUUGAUGAUGCUCUUGAUUUGGUCACAAAGCUUCUUCGUUUGGACUGUACCAAGCGGCUUACUGCAGCACAAGCUCUGAGACACCCAUUUGUGGCUGGGAGGGAUGGUGAAUGGGAUGAAUCUGACAACGAGGAAGUUUUGUCGAGCACGCGUGAAAUGGAAUGUUGGUGACCCCGUGGAGAUUCCUUGUAAGGUUUGAAACGGGAGAUAAUAUUUCUCCAUGAUGUCAGUUCUGAGGGAGUGAUCGGAGAGAGAUUAGUCUGAGAAAGGUUUGGGGUUUGAGAAUACUGAAAGAACCCUCCAGCCCACCCAGGUAUAACUAGGUAAAAGAGCCAUUAUUUAUUAGUAUCGGUUUUGUAUUCAUGGCGGAGAUCAACAGCAUUUCGAAGAUAAACCUUUUGGGGAUGCCUGGGCGAUCUAUCAGUUUGUUUCCCUACUCCAUGUUCUAUGAUUCACGAUCAUUAUUACUGUUGAUGUUCCAUUACAAUAAUUAGCAUGUACGUACUCUGUAGUCAUUCACGUUAUCAGCAUGCAUUGUCU
Molecule: messenger RNA, 2518 nt
Organism: Cryptococcus deneoformans JEC21
Lineage: Eukaryota; Fungi; Basidiomycota; Tremellomycetes; Tremellales; Cryptococcaceae
Exons: 7
Coding region: 74-2149 (691 amino acids)
Biological process (GO): mitotic DNA damage checkpoint signaling; protein phosphorylation
Cellular component (GO): nucleus
Molecular function (GO): ATP binding; protein serine/threonine kinase activity
Source: RefSeq, a predicted model, not a curated record